CGUGGGUCUUCGGACAGAACUGCCUCAUUCAUCAGGGGCUCUAGGAGGACUUGGAGUUGCUGGCACGUGGGCGGUCCCCGGAGCUCGGGUCCCGGCGGCCGCUCGGCCCGCCAUGGCUGCGCACGCCCGCCGUCUGUGCCACAUCGCCUUCCACGUGCCGGCCGGGCAGCCCCUGGCCCGAGAUCUGCAGCACCUCUUCGGCUUCCAGCCCCUGGCGGCGCGGGAGGUGGGCGGCUGGCGGCAGCUGGCCUUGCGCAGCGGAGAGGCGGUCUUUUUGGUAAACGAGGGCGCCGGACCCGGGGAGCCACUCUAUGGCCUGGACCCGAGUCACUCGGUGCCCAGCGCCACGAACCUGUGCUUCGACGUGGACGAUGCGGCCGCUGCCGCGCGGGCGCUGGCCGCUCGGGGCUGCCACGUGCCCGUGCCCCCGGUGGGCGUGCGGGAUGCGCAGGGCGCCGCCGUCUACACCGUGGUCAGCUCGCCGGCGGGCAACGUCAGCCUGACGUUGCUGGACCGCGCGGGCUAUCGCGGGCCCUUCCUACCCGGCUUCACCCCCGCGUCCCCCGCGCCAGGCCCGGGCUGGGUCAGCCACGUGGACCACUUGACCUUGGCUUGCACCUCUGGCAGCUCCCCUACGCUCAGGCGUUGGUUCUGCGACUGCCUAGGCUUUCGCCAUUUGCCGCUGAGCCCAGGUGAGGAUCCAGAGCUGGGUCUAGAGGUGGCCGCGGGGUCCGGGCGCGGAGGGCUGCGGCUCACGGCCCUGCAGACCUCGCCCGGCAACGCGGUUCCCACCCUCGUGUUGGCUGAGUCACUGUCCGGAGCCACCAGCAAGCAGGACCAGGUGGAGCAAUUUCUUGCCCGGCACAAGGGGCCAGGGCUGCAGCACGUGGGGCUCUACACGCCCAACAUCAUCGAGGCUACAGAGAGGAUAGCAGUGGCCGGGGGCCGGCUUCUGACACCUCCAGAAGCUUACUACCAACAGCCCUGCAAAGAGGGGCAGAUCUUGGCUGCAGGGCACAAGCCUAGCCUUCUGGCCCGGCAAGGAAUCCUGCUAGAUGGCGAUGAAGACAAGUUCCUGCUGCAAGUCUUUACCAAGUCUCUCUUUAAGGAGGACACCUUCUUCCUGGAGCUGAUUCAAAGACAGGGAGCUACAGGCUUUGGCCAGGACAAUAUCCGUGCGUUAUGGCAGUCCGUGCAAGAGGAAGCUACGAGAGCACAGAAAGCCUGAAGCUGGCCAGAGCUAUGCCUGCUGGAACUGAGACCCACCUACAGGAACCUCACCCAGCUACCAAAAGCCUUUGCCCUCAGGACUAGGUGUGGCCUCCAACUCUACAGUUCCAGCCCCCAUUUGGGUUUCUUACUGGGGUGGGACUUUAAAAAAGACAAAGCUGUACCUUUUUGCAGCUUAAUAUUAAAUGCAUGUGAAAGAUAAAAUAAAGGAAUGAUACAAUUAGGUCAUAGAACACAGCUUGUACUUUUGAAGCCUUUGUUCCUGGCAUUCCCGUCCC
Messenger RNA from Perognathus longimembris pacificus (Pacific pocket mouse), 1508 nucleotides. RefSeq names its product 4-hydroxyphenylpyruvate dioxygenase like (gene Hpdl). NCBI's taxonomy places the organism in Eukaryota, Metazoa, Chordata, Mammalia, Rodentia, Heteromyidae. The record is from RefSeq and is a predicted model, not a curated record. The transcript is spliced from 2 exons. Gene Ontology annotation, molecular function: 4-hydroxyphenylpyruvate dioxygenase activity. Bases 113 to 1228 code for a protein of 371 amino acids. Gene Ontology annotation, biological process: aromatic amino acid metabolic process.